AUGCGAUCACGUGCCGGAUUUCAAUACGAAACCGCUACGAGGGUGGUGAUAUAUCAGUGUUUCGUCUGCUGUAGCCGCAAACUGAAGUUCGCCUACGGCACCAGCCGGCUCGAGGCCACAAACUCUCCUACCCACGUUUUCAACGCCGCUGACGUCACCGGCCGGCCCAACGUCGACUGGUGCGGGAGUCAUCGCGUGGAGACCAUCCGAGUCAACGUCGUCGGCACUCUCACUCUCGCCGAGGGCUGCCGAGAGCGCGGCUUGAUUCUCAUCAACUAUGCCACCGGGUGCAUCUUUGAGUACGACGACGAGCACCCUCUCGGCUCCGGCGUCGGCUUCGUCGAGGAGGGCACGCCCAACUUCGUCGGUUCCUUUUACUGCAAGACGAAGGCCAUGGGAACCGACGCGAGUGGUUGUCGGAUCUUGGGAGGGAGAAUUUUGCCGGAGAACCUCUGCACCGUGGGCGGCAAUCGCUUCAACCGGAGGAUAGCCAUUUCUGAACCUUACUCUUUUAUUUACCUGUUCAUUGCAUGCUUGCUACUUUGGUACAAAUAUAUUGCUGUGUUAGUGCUCUCAAUUCUACAACAACACAUCAUAUUCUACCAAUUACCAAAGAUCCUACCUGAAGCAGCUAAGCAUUUGAUUGGAGACUUGCUGGUCAUGUCCAAACCACAAGUAUUGACUCUUCUACCCUGUCAGUAUUAUAGAUAACUGAAAAUUCGGUAUAUUAUGUAGAGAUUCAUGGAGGAAAAAAUUAUAUUUA
Molecule: messenger RNA, 763 nt
Organism: Zingiber officinale
Lineage: Eukaryota; Viridiplantae; Streptophyta; Magnoliopsida; Zingiberales; Zingiberaceae
Exons: 3
Coding region: 1-711 (236 amino acids)
Biological process (GO): S-adenosylmethionine biosynthetic process
Cellular component (GO): methionine adenosyltransferase complex
Molecular function (GO): methionine adenosyltransferase regulator activity
Source: RefSeq, a predicted model, not a curated record